UCAGCCAGUCUUUUGGCGGUGUAAAUAAAUAAAUAAAUACAAUUGAAGUGACACAAAUCAAGAAUUGAAAAGUCAUACUAAUCUUCUCGCACAUGUGGAAAUUUGUAGGAAUUGAUACUGACAUCCUCUACAACAUGAUGGCCGAAUUGCGAUUGCUGCCAAGAGUGAAUGGUGUUCAAGUCAAAGUUGGUGAUGCCUGCCGGAACCAAGACGAUUAUUGGAAUACAAUUUUCCUCAUGCCAAAGAUCGAACGAAUUGUAAAAUCGAAAAAACCAUUUCAUUAUAAGAUUUAUUGCGAUGGUGUUUCGGCCUCAUGAGGCACAGUACAAUGUGCCAAAAUCGCAACUAGAACGUUUGGAAAGUGAUGGGAUCGUUCGAAAGCGACACGAAGAUGGUGAUUUCGUCUACGAGCUCGGUAUGGACCCAGGCACGAAGACAUGUAACGCCACGGUCCGAAGAACCAUCAAAACCCAUAAAGAGAUAAACUUCAAAAUAUCGAGCAAGAAGUAUCAUUAUCUGACCAAACGCGACAGGAAAGCGGAGAAAUGGACAUGGAAUUUCAAGAUGUUUGAACGGAGCGAUCGGGAGGACCGAAAUCGAUACGAACGAACGGCGUCGCUAAAGGGCAGUUGGAGAGAUUACAUCACUCAUGAUGAGUAAGACUCAUCGCUUGCGAAUUUUGAAGAAAGCCAAACCAGUGCUUGCAGAAUAGAAAUAAGGAGAAAAAAAUUAAUGUAACAGUAUGUUAUAAGAAGCUGGUGGACGUCUUAGUGUUCCAGAUAUCAUCCACAAGAUUUAUUAACGUCCAUAGAUCGUCUCAUGUCGAAUGGGCUUUCAAUGUAAUAUACGGUCUAGCCAUAGAUGAAGGUGUUAUCUAUGGCUAUCUAUAUAGAAUAUAGAUAGAGUACAUUAUGUAAUAUGAAUGUCAUAAAAUUAAUAAAAUUAGAAUAAAAACAAUAAAAUAAA
Messenger RNA from Sitodiplosis mosellana (orange wheat blossom midge), 966 nucleotides. RefSeq lists its product as uncharacterized. Bases 298 to 660 code for a protein of 120 amino acids. The transcript is spliced from 2 exons. The record is from RefSeq and is a predicted model, not a curated record. Lineage: Eukaryota; Metazoa; Arthropoda; Insecta; Diptera; Cecidomyiidae.